Messenger RNA from Astyanax mexicanus (Mexican tetra), 3321 nucleotides. It is a transcript of the gene tlr21, whose product is annotated as toll-like receptor 21. Bases 192 to 3164 code for a protein of 990 amino acids. The transcript is spliced from 2 exons. The record is from RefSeq and is a predicted model, not a curated record. Gene Ontology annotation, biological process: signal transduction. Lineage: Eukaryota; Metazoa; Chordata; Actinopteri; Characiformes; Acestrorhamphidae. Gene Ontology annotation, molecular function: protein binding.
GUGGUGACAGGAUGAGGGAAAGAGACACGCACAAACAGACAGACAGACAGACGAUCAGAGCGUUCUGAAUUCAGGAUUUUCAACAUUAAUAUGGUUUAAGAAAGAGUCAUCAAGACCCAAAGAUCUUUCAAUCAACACUUUUUUUGGCAAGACCUCAUCAGUGACCUAAGGGUGGUGGGUCUUUGAGUAUUAUGGCACCAUCUACGUACCGAGAACUAAUCCUAGUGGCCAUCUUUACCUCAUUUCUUCAGCUAUGUUCGACAUACAGUUUCAGGAACUGCAUAGAAAGUGCAAACUCCAACCACACAAUCUUCACAUGCAUUAAACGGCAAGCAACAACAGUCCAUGCUAUAGUGGACGAUCUGCCGCCCUCUGCAACAAAUGUAACUAUCUCUCGCUGCAAACUGUCACACAUUCCUGCAAGAAACUUCAGUCAGCUGCCACAACUUCGGAUUCUGGCACUAAACAACAAUAGUGUGACACACAUUGACAAGUACGCCUUUGUUAAUCUAGGUCAUCUUCAAUCCUUGAACUUGUCCAGCAACAGCCUAACCUAUCUCGAUCCUGCUCUUUUCCGUGGCCUCCUUAACCUCACCAAACUCUUUCUGGCCGACAACAAACUGACCAAUCUCUCUUUGAACCAGUUUUCUGAUUUGACCAGCUUGGAGAUUCUGGACCUCCGUAGAAACAAGCUAAUCAGCUUCUCUACAGUGGUGAAUGCUAUAACAAACCUGCCAGCCCUGAAGAAACUAGACCUUUCCUUCAACAAGUUAACUUCUUUGAAUGCCUCUGCUAAUCUCCCCCAGUUUCUUGCCAUCCUUUACCUCAGCAACAAUAAUCUGAUCACGCUUACUAACAACAAACAGUUUCUGAGGACUGUCAAAGUGCUAGACCUCUCCUAUAACUUCCAUCUCCCUACCAGUGCGUUUCAUAAUCUGAAUAUGGAAAACAUCACGUACCUGCGAUUGCGGUCCACCAACGUUUCUAUAACAAAACUCCUCGAGCAUAACUACACCAGGGUGCCACCCUGGCAUAUAGACUUCUCUGGGUUAGGAUUGAAGGACCCACAAAUACUGUGUAAACGUCUGUCACACUUUCCAAAGAGACACAUUAAAAACAUGACCCUUACUAGCAAUAAUAUUUCAAAUCUUUACAAUUCUACAUUUGCUUAUUGCCCUCUUAUUACCAAUGUCUUGGACAUCUCGCUCAAUAACCUCAAGAACCCUGGAUGUUUAAAGUUUCUCACAGGACAACCACAUGUGAAGACGCUUAAAGUCGAACAUAACCACCUUAAUAAACUCUUUAGAUGCAACAAAGGACAUAGCCUGACUUUUCCCAACCUGAGAGAGCUGAGCUUUCGCUACAAUCGCAUUCUCAGUGUCAGUGGCAAUGCUUUUAGUCAUGUUCCCAAGCUAACAACUCUUCAGCUCAACAUCAACAUCAUUGCCUACCUGGACACUUAUGCGCUGGGUGGACUUAAAGACCUAAUUAUGCUUCGUCUGGACAACAACCUUCUGACCGAUAUCUAUGCUGAGACCUUUGAAGACCUUCACAGCCUCAAGACACUAAACUUGCGCAAUAAUCAAAUCGCUGUCAUCUUUAACAAUACCUUUCACUCUCUGAGGAACCUGACCAUUCUAGAUUUAGGUGGAAACAAGAUCACACAAUUCCAGUCCAAAGCAUUUCAUGGACUGGACAGAUUGGCUAAUCUUUAUUUAGACCGCAACCAUCUUAAAGAAAUUGACAGUCAACUGCUUGCAAGGUUUCACAACACACUAAAAGUGCUGGACUUACACGCGAAUCAGAUUUACUAUUUUCAGGAACGUAGACAAUCUCCAUUUGUCAACUUGACAAAGCUUGUUGACCUUAAAUUAGAUGCACAGCGGCCAGAUGGCAUAAACCUUUUACCUCAUAAAUUCUUCCAGGGCCUGUCCUCCCUGAAGAGCCUUUACCUCAGCAACAAUCAUAUCUCCUACUACAGUGAAGACACAUUCGACGGCCUGACAAAUUUAAAGUUUUUAACACUGGAUAACUCGUGCGUUGGUGUGACGAAACUCACGCCAGGUAUUUUCAAAGACCUUCGCAAGCUGGAGACAUUACAGGUUGAAAACAUGGGCAUUGAGUCCUUCUCAAAAGAGGUAUUUGGAAAUCUCACAGCCCUGAGAGUGCUGCAUCUUAACCGGAACGCUAUACAGACUCUGGAUGUGGAUGUUCUGAAGAAUCUAACUAAUCUACAGUACCUAGAUGUGCGGAGCUCUCCUCUCAGCUGCAACUGUCUCAACAGAGAUAUACAAAACUGGACUAAGAACAAUCACAGGGUCCAACUUGUGGACCUUUACACCUUGACUUGCUGGGACCAAAAAGGGUCAAACUUUUACAAUUUUGACACCAAUGUUUGCUAUUACAAAGAAGAACUGUACUUGUUCGCCUCAACUUGUUCCAUAACAAUUAUACUUACACUAAUCCCGCUGCUUUACGUCAAGCUUUACUGGAAAUGUAAAUAUGGCUACUACAUCUUCCGAUCUUGGUUCGGUGAGCAGUGGCGUCGGCUCCGGGAACAAGAAGAGAAAUGCAUAUAUGAUGCUUUCGUUUCUUACAACUCAGCCGAUGAGAACUGGGUGAUGGAACAGCUUCUACCGAAUCUGGAAGGCAACGGGUCUUUAUACCGACUUUGCCUUCACCACCGAGACUUUGAGCCAGGCCGCAACAUAGUGGACAACAUCGUAGCGGCGGUUUAUAACAGUCGUAAGACGGUGUGCAUCAUCAGCCAAAACUACCUUCGCAGUGAGUGGUGUUCCCUGGAGAUCCAGCUGGCCAGCUACCGUCUGUUUCAUGAAAUGCAGGAUGUGCUCUUACUGGUCUUUCUGGAGUCGAUCCCUGAGCGAAAGCUGUCCACUUACCACCGCAUGAGGAAAGUCAUGCUGAAAAAGACCUACCUUCAGUGGCCAGGACCAGACUGCACAGAUCCUGCCAAAGCACAAGGGCUGUUCUGGAAGCAACUGAAGAAAGCCUUGAGGAGCAGCAGCAGCACGAGGCAAGAGGAAGAAUCGAUGGAAGCUGAUGUGCAGUUGGGAGAGGAGAAAGACGCGCCAAAUACAGAGGACAGGGAAUAUUUUGUGAACCAGCCACACGUGGACGAAGAGGCGUAUUAUCUUAUGCCUUAACACAGGGGUUAAGAACCCCUGCCUAAACACAUAAAUUUAAGGUUGAUCUCUUACUUUCCGCAGACUCCUGAGAAAUUAUCAAAUAAAGGAAAUACAACUGCAAAAGAGUCACAAACAUAUAAUCAGAAAGGACAUCUGAGAUGGACAGUUCAAAUUU